Molecule: messenger RNA, 468 nt
Organism: Mesorhabditis spiculigera
Lineage: Eukaryota; Metazoa; Nematoda; Chromadorea; Rhabditida; Rhabditidae
Source: the annotation of a GenBank genome assembly
AUGUGCCAACGGCUACGGGAAUCCCGCGAGCGUCCACGGCAACCGGAUCGCAUUGAUCUGCGCUUCGGCGACGAUCCAUGGUCAAAAGAGGUCCUUGAGCAAACGUUGCACGUUCCUAAAAUCGGGUUUCACUUUGUUUAUCGGUCGGUCGGUGGAUGGGGGCAGGCGAUGGAUUCGCUGAUGGCGCUGCUGGAGGCGCUGCUGAUCACGGUCGUGUUCCGGCUGCCCGAGCGACUGCUCGCAUACCUCGAGAGAGCGGAUAUUCGAAGCCGUGGCGAUGUGCAAAUUUUCUCGCAUGACGGACUCACCUACUACUCUCGCGAAACGCAGAAGUAUCGUUGGAGGGAGGUGCGCUUUUUGGUGACGAUCGCCCAGAAUUACGGUAAUCGAAGAGGGCAACUGUAUGCGGAACAACGACAUCGUGCCGAGCCAGACUUCAACGAGUACACCUUGGAAUGGUCAAGCUAC